UUGUUGCAGAUGUUCUUUCAGAAUUCCUGGAAGUGGCUGUUCACCUCAUCUUGUAUGUCAGAGAAGUUUACCCUAUUGGGAUCUUUCAGAAGAGGAAAAAAUACAAUGUACCUGUCCAGGACUUUUUGAUGGACUUAUUUUUGAGGAGAUCUUAGUUCCUGUCAUAAGAGAGAACAGCCCCAUAGCUGAGGAUACAGCAAGUGCUCCUGGGACAAGCAGGAUACUGUUAUCAUGGAUAACAGUAGUAGAAGGCUGCCCCAGCUCUGUGCAGUGAGCAUUGUCCUGGCUCAUGUCAAAUACAGCUCUGACUCUUCCCUGUGUUUGCUGCAGAUGUCCUGCCACCCAGAGCUGAACCAGUACAUCCAGGACACGCUGCACUGUGUAAAGCCACUGCUGGAGAAGAACGAUGUGGAGAAAGUUGUGGUUGUAAUUCUGGAUAAAGAGCACCACCCCGUGGAGAGAUUUGUCUUUGAGAUCACCCAGCCACCUCUUCUUUCCAUUAGUUCUGAGUCCCUGCUGUCCCACGUGGAGCAGUUACUGCGUGCCUUCAUCCUGAAAAUCAGCGUGUGUGAUGCUGUGCUGGACAACAACCCCCCAGGUUGCACCUUCACAGUUCUGGUUCACACACGGGAGGCUGCCACACGCAACAUGGAAAAGAUCCAGGUGAUAAAGGAUUUCCCUUGGAUCCUUGCUGAUGAGCAAGACGUGCACAUGCACGACCCCCGGCUUAUUCCCUUGAAAACCAUGACAUCUGACAUCUUAAAGAUGCAGCUCUAUGUAGAAGAGCGAGCUCACAAAGGCACCUGAUUUCAAAUCUUCCUUGCCUUCAAGCUUCAUCUGAUCUUCCAGUGGAGUAAGAUCUGUCACAAACUGUAUCUUGAUAACCAUCUCUUCAGCCGGCCUUCUGGGUGAAUGUAGAGCAGCUGCUGCCUCUUUAUUUCAAGUGCUCUUACCACUGUAUAAAGAACUGACUUGGAAUGGGGAGCCAGAGCCUGUUCCUAUCUUGACUUGUGUGAGAGUACAGGUGUUGAUACAGUGCAUCCCUGGGGAGUCAGUACUUUAUUACCAGUCCAGCUCUCACCUGAAAAGGGCAGAUCCAUUGCACACAGGCAGUAAUAGACAGCUAGGAGCUGUCACACAGUCCGUAAGAGCAACAUUUGUGCUAAGGGGGAGCGAGGCCUUAUGUGGUGUCUGUCCACUGUGACCAUCCCAAGUAGUCUUCAAUAAAUACUGACUUUUACCCCA
Messenger RNA from Pyrgilauda ruficollis (rufous-necked snowfinch), 1245 nucleotides. RefSeq names its product mitotic arrest deficient 2 like 2 (gene MAD2L2). Gene Ontology annotation, cellular component: zeta DNA polymerase complex. The record is from RefSeq and is a predicted model, not a curated record. The coding region runs from base 232 to 807 and encodes 191 amino acids. Lineage: Eukaryota; Metazoa; Chordata; Aves; Passeriformes; Passeridae. The transcript is spliced from 8 exons.